CUGGUCGGCAACCCUGUUUUGCGGGUCGCCCCUUCUAAUGCUUGGCGUCUUUCAACACUUGAACACUGUGUAUGCAUGGGCAGGAGCUUGAGUUGUAGAUGAUAGUAUCCCCAACGCUGAGUUUCUAAACCUUCGUCUUGCCAUUUGAUCCACUGGUCAUCCCAUCACCGAAUCGCUAGUCUCUCGACAGCUCUUGGCGCAUCGCUCAAUAAUCCGUCCACCUCGUCAUGGCUCAACUUCACCCUUCCAGACGAUCGAACACGCGACCUUGAAUUGUCCAUGCAAUACGACUUGGAUUUCAGGAUGAGCUCCCAGCAUUUUGGGAGGCAGUUCGACCGCCCCGACAGUCACAACAUCCUUUCUCCCCAGGCUACCCUUCUCGAUCGGUUACAGCAGCCAAGCAUUAUCAUUCCUGCAGUAAUUCUACUCCUAACGCUUUUCUACCAGUCCAUUCAUUGGUCCCCCUUCUCUAGGACGCGCCAGCCCGGGGAGAUCGUCUGGAACUUCGUAAUAGCCAUAACUCCUGCCGCCGUUUUAUAUCGCCUCGAAAGCUGGCUGAACCCGCCCUUGUUCCCUGUUCCGAAGUCGAUGCGACCUCCUCAACCUCGAGACUAUGCCGCGAAGAGCGAGCUACUCUCCAAGAUCCUACGCGUGGACAAGCCGGGCGGAAUCAUGAAUUCAGUGGCAAGCGUCGGUAGGAAAGGCCUAGCCACGCUAUCUAGCAGCACGUUUGUUAGCCGAAAUACCGACCAGCCCGCCGGCUUGGGAAACUACGACAACUCCUGUUUCCAGAAUAGUAUACUGCAAGGCCUUACGUCGCUGGAGCCGUUACCGAACUACCUGGCGAGUGUUUUGGACGAGACUGGCAAUGCCGAAAAGGCAGGAAAUAACGGGUCUGCAAGCACCCUGCAACGGCUGAUUGCAGAUUUGAAAGACAGACAGAAUAAUGGGAAAACUCUCUGGACACCUCCUAGGCUCAAAUCCCUCGACACCUGGCAACAGCAAGAUGCUCAGGAAUACUUCUCGAAGCUGCUUGAUGAGAUCGACGAAGAGGUCGUCAGCGCCGCGAAGGUUCUGUACAAGUCGCCAGGGCUCGAGUUCGCUGCAGCCAGAGAUGACACUGAAGAUAGUCAACACAGCGAUGACAGCGGCUACCAGUCUCUGACAGUCUUUUCAAAGAUCAGCUCAGAGGUCAAACUUCUAAGAAACCCUCUUGAGGGUCUAGCCGCACAGCGAGUCGCAUGCGUUCAGUGUGGCUACUCGGAUGGACUCUCAAUGAUCCCUUUCAACUGUCUCACGCUGAACUUGGGGGUCGGGAAUAUGGAGCACGACCUCUACGAGCGAUUGGACUCAUAUACUCACCUUGAGGCCAUUGAGGGGGUUGAGUGCGCCAAAUGUACUUUACUCAAGGUGCAGCGUCUACUCAAUAUCAUCGUUGGUCGAGGUAAGGAUGUGGGCUCAUCCGAGGAGUCCUUACGGGAGCCUAGAGCCAGGCUGGAGGCAGUUCACCUGGCUUUAGAGGAAGACGAUUUUGAAGAGAAGACACUGUCAGAUAAAUGCAAAAUUACGGCACAACAUCGCGUCAACUCGACGAAAACGAAACAGGCCGUCAUAGCUCGUCCACCUCAAAGUCUUGCUGUUCACAUGAAUAGGUCAGUCUUUGACGAGCGUACCGGAUACAUGUUCAAAAACCUUGCUGCUGUUAGAUUUCCCAGAACUCUGGACCUUGGCCCGUGGUGCUUGGGUAGCGCCGGUGGGUCAGGACUACAGAGUGAGGACGUCGUCGAAGAGGAGCAGUGGUUGUCUGAUCCAAAGACUUCAAUGAUUGCUGGCGAUGCAAAGCCCUCUAAAAUUACAGGGCCAAUAUAUGAGUUAUGCGCCGUGAUCACGCACCAAGGCCAGCAUGAGAAUGGACAUUACAUUUGCUACCGGCGGCACCCCCGGCAAUCAUCAAAGUCUGACGACAUCUCCAGUGCCAAGUCCACAACUUCGACUGACGGAACGGAAACCAAGACAGUGGAUGACGAGAGGACAGUAUUGGACGUUGCCGACUCCGAUACAAGCGAUAGUGAAGGAGACCGGUGGUGGCGACUUAGCGAUGAGACUGUCUGGGAAGUCUCUGAAGAAACGGUCCUCGCACAAGGCGGGGUCUUCAUGCUAUUCUACGAUUGCGUAGACCCAGAUUCGUUUCUCACUUCUAGCACGAAGCUGAACGAAAACAGCGAAACUGAGACUAACACACUUGGAGAAACGGAGUCGGUUGAGGCAUCCGCUUUGUCAAGAGAAGGAGGCAAUGCAUUGGACAGCAACGAAAUUUUCCAUGACUUGGCUUCUGAUAAGCAAGCACUACACAAGGCGGGCGAAACUGCACCUCCUAAUGAGCCUAGCGGCCUGGUGCCAGAGGCUGUCGUGACAGCCAAGGCCAAUACCUCGACUAAGAUUACGCCUCAGGCAAAUGUAGAAUCUGGUAACACUGUGGUGGAACAGGACCAAGUUUUUCAUGAAGAAAAAACACAAGAUGACUUGAAAAAUGUGAACACGCAAGGCGGGGAAGAAAGUCAAGAUAUUGAGAAGCGAGAAAUUGCCUCAGCUGAAGUGGCCGGGGAUUCGUUGGAGGAAGCAACACUGUGUCCUCUGCCAGAGUCGGGUGACGAGGACCUCGGGGCAUGAACGAUUUCCAUCCCAACUGUGCAGGAAAAUGAGCAAUGAUGCUUCUACAUACAUAACAUUGAUGCUGGUUCAGUUAUGUGUGUGACCGCCAUCUAUGGAGGCUUGACUGGAUACGUAUCUGUUAGCAUAGCGAUGGCGUUGGUGGGGAUCACGGACUCUGGGAUUACAGUGAAAGGUAUCAGUAUUAGUACCUACUAAAAUACAUGUGAAGGAUACCGAUUGAUAAUUCACUUGAGUUGUUCAUUGAUAAAAUAUUGCAGUUUAGGAACUUGCUUUGGACUAGUGAUGAGGUUUUUAUGGUUGAUAUGAGAUCGCACUGGUACUGGCAUUCCGGCUACAUACGAAGGUGAAGAAGGGAAGUACAGGUGGGGGAUCCCAAGC
Pseudomassariella vexata is the source of this 3051-nucleotide messenger RNA. RefSeq lists its product as uncharacterized. Gene Ontology annotation, molecular function: cysteine-type deubiquitinase activity; cysteine-type endopeptidase activity. Lineage: Eukaryota; Fungi; Ascomycota; Sordariomycetes; Amphisphaeriales; Pseudomassariaceae. Gene Ontology annotation, cellular component: cytosol; nucleus. Gene Ontology annotation, biological process: protein deubiquitination. The record is from RefSeq and is a predicted model, not a curated record. Bases 280 to 2670 code for a protein of 796 amino acids. The transcript has a single exon.